AAAUAGAUUGCUGACUGCUAUUAUUUCUGCAAUUUUUAUUCGAUUUUUGCCAGCUAACUAUUGAUCUAAAAAAUGUCAUCCGAAAUUGAAAGUUUAGAAAAGAUUCUUGAGAAGAAUCUACCACCAAAAGAACUGUGUGAGGUAAAAAGGAUUCUUUAUGGCAAGCCAAAUCGGAAUCUUGAUUUACCCAAACAACUCCACGAUGUAUCCCAGGAAAAAGACUUUGAAGUUCAAGGCUUUGGUUUUGAUGCUGCCGAAGAAUCCAUUCGAUCAAGACGUGUUGUUAGGGUUGGUGCCAUCCAGAAUAAGAUAGUUGCACCAACAACAGCCCCUCUCAUUGAACAGAGAGAUGCUAUUCAUCGACGGAUAACUGAAAUGAUUGAAGCUGCAGCCAUUGGAGGGGUCAACAUCAUGUGUUUGCAAGAGGCCUGGACGAUGCCGUUUGCAUUCUGUACCAGGGAAAAACAACCAUGGUGUGAACUUGCAGAAUCCGCUGAAGAUGGACCAACGACGAAAUUGAUACAGGAGCUCGCCAAGAAACACAAUAUGGUUAUUAUAUCGCCCAUACUUGAGAGGGAUGAGGUCCAUGGAGAAACACUCUGGAAUACUGCAGUUGUGAUAUCCAACACUGGAGCAGUGUUAGGCAAAAGUAGAAAGAACCAUAUACCAAGAGUUGGAGAUUUUAAUGAGUCAACGUAUUACAGUGAGAGUACUAUCGGUCACCCAGUCUUCCAGACCCAGUUUGGCAAGAUCGCCAUCAACAUCUGCUUCGGCAGGCAUCACCCUCAGAACUGGAUGAUGUAUGGAGUCAAUGGCGCAGAGAUUGUCUUCAAUCCUUCAGCUACAGUCGGUGCUCUGAGUGAACCAUUGUGGCCUAUAGAAGCCAGGAAUGCUGCCAUCGCCAACAGUUACUUCACUGUAGCCAUCAAUAGAGUGGGGACGGAAACAUUCCCUAAUGAGUUCACUUCUGCUGAUGGAAAGCCAGCUCACAAAGACUUUGGUCACUUCUAUGGAUCGAGCUAUGUAGCUGCACCAGAUGGCAGCAGAACACCAGGGCUGUCACGGACUAGAGAUGGUCUCCUCAUCACAGAGAUGGAUCUGAAUCUCUGCAGACAGACUAAGGACAAAUGGUGCUUUAGGUUUACCCAGAGGCUGGAGCUGUACGCGACUAGUCUAACAGAUGCAGUGAAACAAGACUAUAAACCACCAAUCAUCAAGGAGUAAUCAAAAAUUGGCCAUGACUAUCCAUAACGUGGAUAUAUGUCUCUUUGUUACUUAAAUUUGGAAUUAUAAAUAUGACAGCUGACCAAAUAUAUAUCAGGUAUGGGAGAAUAUAGUUACAGGAUUUCCAGUUGUUCCUUCAAAGGCCUCAGGCCAUCCAGUGGAAACAUGCAGUGCAAUUGGCUUGCUGAAAUGAGAUAAGAAUGAUAAUAUAUAUGCCACCUACGGUAAAUUCAGUAUUCUGAAAGCCAUGGCGAUGGCCUCCCUUUAACAACUUGGCAUUUCUGACAAGAGUCUUUGUUAUAUAUUUUAUAUUUAUGUUAUACUGCUUGAGGUCAGAUAUUCAUUUUGUUUCUCUGAGGUCACAAUUAGAUCACAUUGCUGCAAAAGCAGGCCCAUGUCAUUAAUCAAUGUGAUUAUUUUUCAAAGCUUGCAUUGCAAACAGUUGUUACAACAAUAAAAAGUGGUACUUUUCUGUACCAGCAAUUACUUUUGUAGGUGCUUUUUUACAAUGGAAUCCAAUCAUUAUUACACAUGUGCAGUGGUGAUGUAUUCGAAUAUAUCGAAAUGUAUACUCAUUGUAAAACCAUUACUGUGAUUGGGGUGGAUGUCGCUAUAAAAUAUUAUGCAUGUAAUAUAUGAAUAUAGUCAUAGAAAUGAUGGAAACUGCUUCAUUACUUGUAUGAAGUUUCGUAAAGAUGCUUUAUAAAAUGUUUAUCUACAGUGUGUAUCACUGUACAGGGUAUAAAAAAUACUUUUACUUUUUAAAAUCUUUAUAACUUUUUUUUAAAAAUGACAUGGAGACACACCUCUGGAUAUUGAAAAUAGAGGCUUUGAGAAUUUGGUUGGAAAAACACCUGCAUGAAACUGUUCAAUAGCUUUUACGUGACGCCAUCCAAUUUACACAUCAUUUUAUUCAACCAGGGCAGGAUUGUCAGUAAACAACAAAUGGACAGUGCCAUGCAAUAUGAAAGGUAAAUAUUGCAUAAGUCGCCCAUCACCCAAAAGUCUUGCAAUACGGCCAAGGACAUAAUCUCUAUGGUAUUCACGUUGACAAGAUGCCAUAUUCUGCUGUGCAACGAACUCCCGAGUUGAAAAUUUGCUCUUUCAAAAAUUCCCUGUCCUUUUCAGAGGUCCAUUGCGUAACAACCACUAAUCUAAACAUUAUACAUCAAAAAUUCUCAUUGCCUCUACUUUCCUUAUCUUAAGUUGCUUUCUGCAUACAAUAAUUGAUAAAAAAGUUAUUAAGAUUUCAAAAAUUGAAAGUAUUUUUUAACACCCUGUAGAAUACAGUACCUGUGUGUUUUGUGGCUGGUGUUAAUAUGUUCCCAAUAACCCAUUACUCCAACAUUGGUGCAAUUGGAGGUUAAGACAUUGUUGAUUGAACCCAGGUUCGGAAUCCCCUACUCUUUAUAUGUAUUCAGACGAACGGUCUCCAAGUCAUUCACGUAGCCAGCAGCAGAACAUGCAGGUACUGCAUAAUAUCCUGUUCAUGUGCGUCUUGACCCAUCAAGGGUUAACAUUCUUUUGGUAGGUUGGCUCAUUUCUAGCACAUCAGAAUCAUGUGAAUUUUAACCCUCGAGGCCUCAGUGGUGCAUAUGUAAAAUAAUAUCGGGUAAAGAGUAGGAAAGUUUGCUCCAGCAUUGUUUUCUACUAUAUUCUAACAAUAAUCACGUUUGUGAAUACAUGUAGAAACAGUUGCAGGGCUACCUUUCCCCCACCUUACCCUGUCUGUAUAUAUUUUUGUGUAUAUGGUACAGUAGAAUCACAAUAUCAAGGACAUUCUCGGACAAGUAUUGCACUUGAUAAAGAGGUGUCCUGAUUAGAGAAGUCUAAUUGUAUGGCAACAUUCAGUCAUGGACCAAAACUAGUGUCCUUAAUGGAGGGGGUGGCCUUAUAAGAGAUGUGUCCACUAAGGGUGGUUCUACUGUUUAUGGCACUUGCCUGAUAUUUAGAUUUAUAGUAGUGGGCAAUCUGAUUUCUAUGUAAAAAAGAAAUUAUGCUAGAAAUUGAAAAAUGUCAAAUAAAGUAAUUGUAUUGAUUA
Molecule: messenger RNA, 3265 nt
Organism: Lineus longissimus
Lineage: Eukaryota; Metazoa; Nemertea; Pilidiophora; Heteronemertea; Lineidae
Product: beta-ureidopropionase-like
Exons: 12
Coding region: 73-1224 (383 amino acids)
Molecular function (GO): beta-ureidopropionase activity
Source: RefSeq, a predicted model, not a curated record